Molecule: messenger RNA, 7102 nt
Organism: Oncorhynchus gorbuscha (pink salmon)
Lineage: Eukaryota; Metazoa; Chordata; Actinopteri; Salmoniformes; Salmonidae
Product: caskin-2-like
Exons: 21
Coding region: 969-5663 (1564 amino acids)
Molecular function (GO): protein binding
Source: RefSeq, a predicted model, not a curated record
AGGAGUCGCUCGUUCCGCUCGAGGUCGCAGAGGGAUUAGUCAAAUUGAAAAGGUGUCAGAUCCGCUCGAGGUCGCAGAGGGAUUAGUCUAAAUUGAAAAGGUGUCAGCUUCGCUCGAGGUCGCAGAGGGAUUAGUCUAAAUUGAAAAUGUGUCAGAUCAGGUCUCCUAGCGCGCGCACGAUUCAGUCAAACUGCCAGGCGAGGGUGACAUUAUUUUCUUGACCUUCAGUAAAACAGGGAGUAGGAAAAGAACUGAAUGAAGUCAGAGUUUGACUUUCAACCACUUAUCAGAAAGUCUUCUGGAUAUUGUUUCGCUAGCAGCAUAACUUCUUUAUACACACACCUUCUGUGCUGUCUGCUCCUUGAGCCUCGGCUCCAACCAAGCACCUGACAAACGCUAGCUGAGCACUACUCUACACUCCUCCAAUCCUUCAACAGGGACCGGACAACCUGUGAACACAUUUACAAUACUGGUUUUACUGUUUCAGGUUGGCGGAAACAGCUGAGAACCCAACACACACCUUGCCCUAAGGACAAUCCUAGGCAGACUCCAUUUGAUUUACAACGGGACAGACAACCAGGCCCCAUACACAAACACACACUCUGGAAACCAAGCAACCAACAGAAGGCAGAGGAACACAGCCUCUAACAACCAACUACCCCACCUAUCUCACCAUCUCACCCAGUUGAUACCUAGCCUAACCUAGGCCCGGAGAUAAAAAUGUUCUCUGCUGGCUGUUCUGGUUGAUUCCUAUCUGACUGACACACGCAGGCAGACAGACUGGCUGGUUUGGGCAUUUUGUGACGCUCUUCUGUACGUUCAUCAUCAUUGUGUAUCCGAAGGAAUCAACAUGCACCUGACUGGGUAAGGUUGAGGCCUCGACUGCCAAGGACCACUUAGACGCAGUUGAGACAACUGACCUCGUAAGGACCGUGUGUGGUUACUGGUCACUGGUGUGGUGGUCAGUUAUGGGUAAGGAACAGGACUUCCUGGUGGCAGUGAAGAGUGGAGACAUCCUCCUGGCACACAAACUUCUGGCUAAGGUUAAAUGCAACAAAACCAAGUUGCUGAGUUCCACAAAGAGGCUGAACAUCAACUAUCAGGACUCAGAUGGGUUUUCAGCAUUACACCAUGCAGCUCUAACGGGCACCACUGAACUGCUGUCUCUACUACUGGAGGCUCAAGCCACUGUGGACAUCAAAGACACCAAUGGUAUGCGUCCGCUCCACUAUGCAGCGUGGCAGGGUAAAGCUGACUCUGUGUUGCUGCUACUAAGGGCUGGAGCAUCAGUUAACACACGGUCACAAGACGGACAGAUACCUCUACACCUGUCUGCACAGUAUGGACACUACCAGGUGUCUGAGAUGUUACUCCAGCACCAGUCUAAUCCAUGUCUGUUGAACAAAGCCAACAAGACCCCUCUGGACCUGGCCUGCGAGUUUGGCAGACUCAAGGUGGCUCAGUUGUUAUUGAGCAGUAACAUGGUGGUAGCUCUGUUGGAGGGGGAGGGUCUAGACUCUACCUCCUCCAACACACCCCUUCACCUGGCCGCUCGCAAUGGACACAAAGACAUCAUCAGGUUGCUACUGAAGGCUGGUAUAGACAUCAACAGAGCCACUAAGGCUGGGACCUCUCUGCACGAGGCUGCCCUCUAUGGCAAGACGGAAGUAGUGCACCUGCUGCUGGACGCUGGUAUUGAUGUAAACCUAUGUAACACGUACAACCAGACAGCUCUGGACAACGUUAACCAGUUCACCACCACAUCAGCCAGCAAGGACAUCAAGAUACUAUUGCGAGAAGCAUUAGGGUCUCUCCAGGUGAGAGCGGUGAAGGACUACUGGAACCUUCAUGACCCUACAGCCCUCAACCUCCGAGCAGGAGACCUCAUUAUGGUGUUGGAGCAGCACAUGGACGGGAGGUGGAAAGGUUAUAUUCAUGACAACCAGAGAGGAACGGACCGGAUUGGAUACUUCCCUCCGUCUGUAGUGGAGGUCAUCAGCAGGAGAGCAGGGGGUACUCUCUCACGUCAGGUCUCGUUGCCAAGCCAACGGCAGCAGCACUUCCUGUCCAGAGCUCCUCCCACCAGUAUUGGCUCUACCCCCCAGACUGAUGACUCCUACACCUUGUACUACGGCCACGCAGGUACCUGUACACCUGGCAGUCUCCUUUCAGCCCCAGCUAGUCCAGCUAGCCCCAGUGAGGACAUAUGGGUCCUCAGGAACUCUCACACUGCAGGAGACAGGAACAGUGUUGGCAGUGCAGGCAGCAGUGCAGGUAGUGUGGGCAGCAGUCGUAGUGCUGGCAGCGGGCAGAGCUCCGAGAACAGUUUUGGACAGAACGGGUCACACACUCACCAAACCGCAGCCACAUUGGGUUCCUACAUGGCCACGCUGGCUCCCUCUGCUGGUGAAUCAGAACAGCAGUUUCGCUCAGUAGGACCAGUCCACAGCAAACAACCUGAUGGAUCUACAGGUGGUCCGCAUCAUCAGGUCAGCAGUGGUACUCGGUCAGGGGAGCAGGGUGGCUUCAUGCGUCCAGAUCAGCUCCUGGAGGGCAGGGACUCUGAGGCCAUCUACCAAUGGCUGUGUGAGUUCCAGCUGGAGAGCUACACUGCUAACUUCCUUACAACAGGAUACGAUGUUCCUACUAUCAGUAGGAUGACCCCAGAGGACCUGACUGCUAUCGGUGUGACCAAGCCAGGCCACCGUAAGAAGAUCUCCAUGGAGAUAGGCAACCUAAACAUCCCAGAAUGGCUACCUGACUACAUCCCUUCUGAGCUGUCAGAGUGGUUGAGUGCGAUUGGUCUCCCUCAGUACCAGAAAAGACUGUGUGAGAACGGUUAUGACACCAUCAGCAUCAUCAAGGAUAUCACAUGGGAAGACUUAUCAGAGAUAGGAAUCACUAAACUGGGUCAUCAGAAGAAGCUGAUGUUAGCCGUGAAGCGUUUAUGCGACCUGCAUCGUUCCCGUCACCAUGCCAAUGGCUCCGGCGCGCUACGGUGUAGUAAACCCCUCGCGGCUCUGGAGCUGGUGGCUAUCGAGCCCCCCGAGCCCCCUGCCGACUGCUGCCCCCCAUCCCCCCACAGUCCCAGGACACCCCUCCUUUCCUUUCAGGACAGCGAGCUGAGCACAGAGCUACAAAACGCCAUGAUGGGCAGGGCAGGAGGAGGAGGGGUGGGGAUAGGGGGGUUUGGGAUGUGUGUGAGAGGUGUGGUGAGGGGUGUGGUGUCGCCGAUGUCGCUCAGCCAGGAGAGCAUUGGAACGCGUUCCCGCGGAUCUGGGAAUUCUGGGAAUUUUUCGGGAUGUUCCCAAGAGCUUCACCAACAGACUCUGGCAUCGGCUGGAGUCUACAGUCGCUCGGACGAGAGCCUGGGGGGAGUGGGAGGAAGAUGGGCGAGACAAGGGGGAGGAGGGAGUCCAGAGAGAGACAGGCAGAGACCCACAGAGUUGUGGUCAGACCAGCUGCGCCAGCCCCCCACUAAACUACCCAUCACCCCUCCUCUCACCCCCAGCAAGAUGCCCCGCUUCGCCUACCCAGCCGUGCCCAUGCCCAGUAAACCCAAACCCUGCCAGUCCCCUGCCCACCCCCACCGCCCCUCCUUCUCUCCCCAGGCCUCCCCCACACAGAGGACCUUCAGUUACCUCCACACCCAGGGAGGAGGUACCGAUCUGGGCCAGCGUGGUCUACCCAAGCCCCAUGCUGGAGCUGUCCCCCUCCCAGGACUAGGCCUCAACACAGAGGCCCUUAAGGGCCCUAAGAAACGCACCCAGAGUCUGACACACUAUUCCCUGUCAGAUGGAGAACCGGAAGACAACGAGUUAUCGGCGCAAGAAUCCGUUCCCCCGGUGACCAUGCCCUCGUACGCCACACUAGGACGCAAACCAGGCCGCGGCCAAUCCUCCGCCGUCCAACGCCACAUCAGCCGGAGCCACACAUUCGCUGUGCGCUCUCGCCACAAAGGCCCGCCCCCACCACCACCUAAGAGGUUGAGCUCGGUGAGUGGCAGCCAGGCCAACGAAUCAGGAGGAGCAGCAGUAGUGUCAGUGGAGGUGCCAGGGGUGGAGACUGAGAGUGCAGGCAGUGUGAAGAGCAUUGCAGCCAGGCUACAGGGGUCCGGGCCCAGGGGCAGUCCCUCUAAGGGGGUAGAAUUACCCUCCCCACGCACCUCCACCCUCGCCUCCCACAAACCUGUACCCGGUCUGGGGCUGGAAGGCCUGAGGAGGAUGGGGAGCGAGCGGAGGGAUAGAGAUGGAGGGAUAGAGAGAAUCCCAGAAGAGGAGGGAGAGAGAGGGAGGAAGAGUGGUUCAGUAUUGGAAAGCUCUACGUCACUUCAGAGGAGCUCCAGUGAGAACCUCCCUUUCGCGGAGGAGGGCAACCUCACCAUCAAACAGCGGCCCAGGUUGGGAGCAGGUUGCCGGGCAGAGCCUGAAAUCCAACCCCAGGCUUCUCUAGAAGACCCAAAGAUGCAGCCCCCAAAGUCCCUGGAGAUCCCAGAGUUCAACCUCAAAGAGUCGGACACGGUCAAACGGCGGCGUCAGCCCAAAGACCGGGACACACACACACUGGACGAGAUCUUCACCCCCAGCGAAGAUGACGCACACACACAGCCGCACACACACAGCCGGUCCAACGGCUUCCACACACACACAAACAGAGACAUAAAGAGUGAGGAGGAAGCAGGUGUGAGGUCAGAGCGCAGUUUACAGAGAGUAGGAUCGACAGGGAAAUGCCAGAAACCACCUCUGUCCUCCAAACCAACCAGCUCUCCCCUCAAACCAGCUGGUCAACAGAUACACACAACUACAUCUAAACCAGGCAGUCAACAGAUACACACAACUACAUCUAAACCAGGCAAUCAACAGAUACACACAACUACAUCUAAACCAGGCAGUCAACAGAUACACACAACUACAUCUAAACCAGGCAGUCAACAGAUACACACAACUACAUCUAAACCAGGCAGUCAACAGAUACACACAACUACAUCUAAACCAGGCAGUCAACAGAAGACAGCACCAACGUCCAAAUUAGGUAGCACACACAACCAUAUAACCACUCCUAUACCAGCCAAUCAACAAAUACACACAACUUCAUCAAGACCAGCCAGUCAACAGACACGGGCAACUAUCCAUAUACCAGCCAGCCCACAAAAUACACGCACAACCAACUCUAUACCGAUCAAUCCACAGAAACUAGUAACAGCAGCCAAACCAGCCAGUCCACAGAAAACAAUAACAUCCAAGCCAGUAAUUCACCAGACGCCUGCUACUGUCUCUAGACUUCCCCAGCGCAGCACAUCCAUAACGUCAGCCCCUACAGCCCGUUCCCCUGGUGUGACUCUCAAUGUGGUCCAGAGUGUGGUUUUCACUUCCCCAGCCCAGGCAGCCCCCGUUUCAUCCUACCGCACCUUAGGGCCUCCAGGCCAGGCAGGGCGAGCAGUAAAGGCCCAGGCUGGUAAGGCCUGCUCGGAGGUACUGGUUCAGAGGAGGCUGGAUGAGACCAGCACGUCACUCGAGGAAGCGCUGAAAGAUGUAGAGAGGAAACUGGCUCAGGACGACACUGACGGUGGCAGCGGCACAGUGAAAGCAGCAGGGAAUAUUCUGGAUGACAUCGGCAACAUGUUUGGUGACCUCGCUGACCAGCUGGAUGCCAUGUUGGAUUAAAUACUCUUCAUUUCACUCAAGGCAAACUGAAUAGGAUCAGCUGGGUUCAAUGGAUUGGGUUGUUUUGCCUAGAUACCUAGGCUUUGACCCAAAUGGCACCCUAUUCACUAUAUAGUGCACUACUUUGGACCAGAGCCCUACAUGUCCUGGUCAAAGUAUUUUACUAUAUAGGGAAUUAGCGAGCCAUGCAGAACGGUGCCCUAAACUUGCUUAGACAGAUCUGCAUGUUUCCAACAUCCACUCUCAUAGGGUGGAUGACAGAAAGUAUGAGGGAGGGGAAGGGUGAGGGAAUGUGAAAGGGUGAGAGAAGGGAGAUGGGAACCGUAGGGAGAGGGGAGCUGUAGGGUUGAGGAGAGCAGAUAUCUUACACAAACACUUUGUCAUCAGAAUUUUUUACGCAAGCGCUUACUGAGGGAUACAGCUUACUGAGGGAUACAGCUUACUGAGGGAUACAGCUUACUGAGGGAUACAGCUUACUGAGGGAUACAGCUUACUGAGGGAUACAGCUUACUGAGGGAUACAGCUUACUGAGGGAUACAGCUUACUGAGGGAUACAGCUUACUGAGGGAUACAGCUUACUGAGGGAUACAGCUUACUGAGGGAUACAGCUUACUGAGGGAUACAGCUUACUGAGGGAUACAGCUUACUGAGGGAUACAGCUUACUGAGGGAUACAGCUUACUGAGGGAUACAGCUUACUGAGGGAUACAGCUUACUGAGGGAUACAGCUUACUGAGGGAUACAGCUUACUGAGGGAUACAGCUUACUGAGGGAUACAGCUUACUGAGGGAUACAGCUUACUGAGGGAUACAGCUUACUGAGGGAUACAGCUUACUGAGGGAUACAGCUUACUGAGGGAUACAGCUUACUGAGGGAUACACCUGUGGGUUGUGUUGUUGGAAUAGCAUCAGUGAGCGGCACACACACCAGGACUUAUCUAACUAAACUGAAGCACAUAACCCUGAAUCAAUGGUUUUGCUAGGCAGACAGCACAAUAACACAGAAAAGUGUACUGUGAUUUAUGACAUCGAGCACAGGUUUAUGACAGAGCAUGCGUGGCUUUGCUACAGCUUUGUGCUGAGCCAACCAGAUUUUACCAAUGGGAAUAAGGGUCCAUUUUUAACAUGUAUGUAUUGUAAGUUGUAUUAUAUUCUCGUCUUAAACCUUACCCAAUGUUACGUUAAAGUGUGUCAAUAUUUUUAACAUGAGAUAAAUCUAUGACGUUCCUGAAAACUGAGAAUUUAGUUUACUUUGCAUUUGUUUUAACAAAGGGAGCACCUAUUUACUUCAAUGUUAAGUGUAACUGGCAUUUCAAAAGUACUUAUUUGUUUUAUCUUAUGUUAUUUAACAUGUAAUAUACUAUAGUUUGGUUGAUUAUUGUUGGAGUUGGGUAAGUAUCUAUAAGAUGACAUAUUAUCUGAAUUAAAUUCCAUGCAUAUG